AUGGAUUUUUCAAGUUUACUUUCAAAUGAAAUCAAUCAAAAACGUAAGAAAGUUGUAACAAAGAAAAGACGGAAACUUACUCCAGCCGCUGCUUCCCCAACAAAAACCGAAUCAUUACCAAAAGAAAUAACCCCACAAGAAACCGAGAAGCCGCAAGUGCAGGAGGAACUUACUGAUAAACAGUUGGAUCAUAAAUUGUCUGAGUUUGGAGAAGAAGAUAGUUCAUUAUCACAGAAGGAUAAAGUUAGAAAACUAGAACUAUUACUACAACAGGAAGUGAGGAAUACCAAAUAUAAAGCAUGGUUAGAUCAAGAGGCACCACUAUAUCGUGACCCUAGCAAGCAAUUGAUGACAGUGGAGUUGAUUACAGACAUUGAACACAACACCGAUAAAGUAUACCUAAUGCUACGGGUGUAUAUUAAAGAGUUGGUUAAACAAUGGGAAGAAUGUGAUAACGAAGAUCCAGAAUUACUUCUAGAAACUAAAAAGAAUCUCAUCAAGUUGUUGUACAAACUUCGAAGCCAUAAAUUGACCCAGAGCAUGUUGAUUUCGUUGCUGACGAUCGUAUACCAUAUCCAACAGAAUGAGUUCAACAAAGCAAACGAGAGUUAUAUGAAAUUAAGUAUUGGGAAUGUUUGCUGGCCCAUUGGUGUGGUUAAUGUUGGGAUUCACGCAAGAAAUGCGUCUCUGAAGAUUACAGGAGCUAGCAAUGUAAGUAAUAUCAUGUUAAAUGAAUCAACCAGACGCUGGAUCAUCAGUAUUAAAAGACUAAUUAGUUUCAAGGAGAGAAUGCAGAAGUAA
This is a messenger RNA of Candida tropicalis MYA-3404, 801 nucleotides long. RefSeq names its product mRNA splicing protein. Lineage: Eukaryota; Fungi; Ascomycota; Pichiomycetes; Serinales; Debaryomycetaceae. The coding region runs from base 1 to 801 and encodes 266 amino acids. Gene Ontology annotation, biological process: generation of catalytic spliceosome for second transesterification step; RNA splicing. The transcript has a single exon. The record is from RefSeq and is a predicted model, not a curated record. Gene Ontology annotation, cellular component: U5 snRNP; U2-type post-spliceosomal complex; U4/U6 x U5 tri-snRNP complex.